UGGCAUUUAUCUUUACAAGCUGUACCUCAAAAGUGGAGAACAUAUCAAUUUGUACAAUUCUACAUUUAAAGUUGUUAUUAUAAACAGUGACCAGACCACCUCCACGACCAGUAGCCCUAGGGGAAUUCAUGAGGCUGCAGUGAGGAGGGCAGAGUUCACCAAGUGGAAUGACGUCAUUUCCGCUGAGCCAAGACUCCGUUAUAAACAAAAAGUCCAGGUGAUGAGACGUGAAGCGGUCGUUUAAAAUGAAAGUCUUGUUACAGAUAGAUUGUGCGUUCAAUAACGCACAUUUGACGGGAGGAGGGUCUUGCGCAUGCUGCAGAACUUCCUGCGGUGAACCAGCUGUGAGAACCUUUACCUUCGGAUGAAGGUCUUUCGGCGGUUCAGGCACAGUCUGACAUGGUGAUGUGACAUUCUCAGCAGCUCCAUCGAAGUUGUCCAAGAUGUGAGAGACAGAUUCUCGCUGCGUUGUUGGUCGCUGUAGAUUCUCCACUGACACUGUUGGGAGCGAGUUGAUUGCGGGAGCGGACUGCUCUGGAAAACCGCGUUGAUUAGGCAAGAAAUCCCAUGGAGAUGAUGGAGGGAUGCUUUCGUCUGUCGCACGGAUGAUAGAGCGACGUGCGCCUCUGUGCAGGUAGCGUUUCCGCCGGAGGAUCCCCGCUGCCCGGCAGAGGUGGAGCACCUCGAUGUUGAUGGUGUCGGUGGAGGCGAACUGUCGAAGUUCAAGGGGUGUGUACUGAAAGCCCCCCAUAGCCAAAACACAAACUCCGACACGGCUUGAUGCAUCAGCCAGUCCAAAGUGUGCAAUUUAAUCACCUAGCUAGCACGAAGCUUCAAUCUCCGGCUGGUCAGUCAACCGACUAAACCAGCGCUGGACAGUCAACCGACUAUAUGAACCCAGCGUAUUCAGGAUAGAAAAGGAGGAGAGGAGCUGAGCAAGAGGAGCUGAAAGGACCAGGCCAGCUCCAUGGCUACCGUUCGAUGUGGCAGACAUUGCGCCAGAAGUACUCUCUGACAGUGAGAAGGGAUGAUGUCAUGGCUUUGAUGAGACAGGUUGAUCCCUCAGGAGUUCAACUUCGUGCAAGUCAAAGAUUUGUAAGGAGAGUUUACAGCUCCCUUGGACCAAACUAUACCUGGCAUGUUGACGGGUAUGACAAAUUAAAACCAUACGGUUUGGCUAUUAGUGGCUGCAUAGAUGGAUACUCCCGCAAAGUACUGUGGUUGGUGUGUGGAGCAAGCAACAAUGACCCAGGGGUCAUUGCUCAAAACUAUAUACGUUGCGUCUCAGAAGGUGGAGUCAUACCAAUGAGGCUUCGAACAGACUGUGGCACUGAAAAUGGCACGAUGGCAGCAAUCCAGUGUACCUUAAGAUCACCUUACACUGAUGUUUUUGCUGGGGCUGCCAGCCAUAUAUAUGGGACCUCAAUGGCAAACCAGAGAAUUGAAAGCUGGUGGUCAUACUUCCGAAAACAAAGAUCUCAAUUCUGGAUGGACCUCAUGAGUGACCUGAGGGAGAGACAUCUGUUCAAUGGCAGCCAUGAGCACACAUGCCUAGUGCGGUUUGUGUUCUUGGGUGUGCUACAGGGAGACCUUGAUGAAUGCAGGAGGAAGUGGAAUACCCAUACCAUCAGACCUGUUCGUCUGUCUCGUUGUCCAUCUGGUAAACCAGAUGUCAUUUACAACCUACCUCACAGGUUUGGCGGAACCGACUGUGGGUUUCCAGUCUCACAGGAGGAAUUGGGCCAGUUUGCGGUUGAGUCAACCUACAGUCUAUGUGGAGAUGCCCAGCUCCAGGCUUACUUUGAGGACCUACAGAGACAAAGUGGUCUAGUGCAGCCUUUGACCUGGGAGUCCUGUGUGGAGAGCUACAUCAGAUUGAAGAACAUGGCUGAAAUGUAAUGAAAUGUUCUACCGACUGGGAAGCGAGAUGUCCAGUUAAACACCAGUAUGGGUUGAGGCUGAAUUCCUGAGGGAGGCACUGUGUUCAGUCCUGUGGCAAACAUGAGGAUGUUCUGGAGGGAGAGUGCUGUUUGGUUAUCUGAAAGAAGUAUAGAUUUUGAUUGUAAAAUAUAAUUUCAAUGCAACUGCA
Messenger RNA from Alosa alosa (allis shad), 2089 nucleotides. RefSeq lists its product as uncharacterized. The record is from RefSeq and is a predicted model, not a curated record. The transcript is spliced from 4 exons. NCBI's taxonomy places the organism in Eukaryota, Metazoa, Chordata, Actinopteri, Clupeiformes, Clupeidae. The coding region runs from base 982 to 1899 and encodes 305 amino acids.